AUGCAGCCCACCAUGAUCCACACUCAACCUUGUCAAGAUUUCAUGAAUUCUCAAACACAGCAACAAUUUCAGUGUCCACAACCACAACAACCUCAGCAACCAAAAGUGAACCAUUUUGCUGAGAUGAUGAAUCAUCCACUACAAAUGAAUAAUCAGAGGGGAAACCCACAGGCAAACCCAAAUGGUGAUCAACAUUCCCAUCAUGCUGAAUGGAAUGCAAAUCCACCACAACCACAAGGAUCAUCCAUGUAUCCAUUCUUGCCUCCACUUCCUCCCAUGAAACCAAUGAUGAUGACCACCAAUGUAACACCUCAACAAUUAUUAACUCAAGGUUUCACCUCCACCACUGUCACUUGUCAACAACAUGGAGUGCUAACCUUCAAUGUUCCACCACCAGACAUGGAACAAAAAUUCCAUCUUGUCCAAUUGGAAAGUAAUGCUAAAAGAUGGUUAUAUCAAAGACGCAAAGUGAUUGAAAUGUUGCAAUCUUUGGUCAAUGAUUUGAAUCGAGUGGCCACCAACACCACAAAAACAAAGAUUGGUGGAACAGCCACAAAUAUUGUUGGAACAGGUUUGUUGGUGGGUGGUAUAGUCGCAGCUCCAUUUACUUUUGGAAGUUCUUUGCUUGCUUCGGCUGCUGGUAUUGGUUUAGUUGGUGCUGGAACUGCAGUCACUGUUGGUUCUUCCAUUGCUGAGUGGAAACAUGCCAAAAAGAUGGCAAAAUUAAUACAAAUCGAAUUGGAAAAGGACACCCAAGAAAUGAAUGAAAUGCUUCGUCAAAUCUAUGAAUAUCGUUCCUACGAUACCUAUCUUGAAUAUCGAACUUUGAAUUUUGACAAUUGUCAAGUCACGGUCAUGCAAUUUGUGAAUGCAUUGGUUGGAAAUGGAAAAAGUACCUCUCACCAAUCAGGUUGUAUUACAAGUGGUAAAUUGACUCAUGGUAACGCAGGAGCAACCAGCUUAGUUAGUCUUCUCAUUAAGGGAGCCAUUCCAGUUGUGAGUAUUCCUGUCGAUAUGUGUCUCUUGGUUCAGGAAUCUAAAAAAUUGAAUGACAAAGAACCUUCCAAACUUGCAGGUCGAGUCAUUCCUGUCAUUGAAGCUUUGAGAAUGCAAACUCAACUUGCCACUGGACAAAUUAUUUAG
This is a messenger RNA of Naegleria fowleri, 1143 nucleotides long. RefSeq lists its product as uncharacterized. Gene Ontology annotation, molecular function: lipid binding. The record is from RefSeq and is a predicted model, not a curated record. The transcript has a single exon. Gene Ontology annotation, cellular component: extracellular region; membrane. Gene Ontology annotation, biological process: lipid transport; lipoprotein metabolic process. Lineage: Eukaryota; Heterolobosea; Eutetramitea; Acrasida; Naegleriidae. The coding region runs from base 1 to 1143 and encodes 380 amino acids.